Messenger RNA from Sinocyclocheilus grahami, 1140 nucleotides. RefSeq lists its product as uncharacterized. The record is from RefSeq and is a predicted model, not a curated record. Gene Ontology annotation, biological process: DNA integration. The transcript has 3 exons. Gene Ontology annotation, molecular function: nucleic acid binding. Lineage: Eukaryota; Metazoa; Chordata; Actinopteri; Cypriniformes; Cyprinidae. The coding region runs from base 1 to 1140 and encodes 379 amino acids.
AUGGCACAGGGCUACACCAUCAAGCGCAUGGCUCGACUUUUGGGAUGUUCUGCAUCAUUUCUAUAUAAGAGGACAAAAGCGUUGGGGAUGUCAAUUAGGCAGUCAAGUUCACUGACUGAAGACGAUUUGGAAAGGCGCAUUAGACGACUUCAUAUACUCUAUCCUAGAUCUGGAAAUGAGGUGAUGAGAGCAUUACUGCGAGCCGAGGGAUUGCUGGUAACACGACACAGAGUGAGAGUGAUGUUAAGUAACAUUGACCCAGCAGCUGCUGCACGUAGAUGGAGUGCCGCUGUAGCCAGAAGAACAUAUUAUGUGCCAUAUCCAAACAGUCUGUGGCACAUGGAUGGGAAUAUGCGCCUUAUCAGAUGGGGAUUAGUCAUUCAUGGAGCAAUAGAUGGAUAUUCUCGCCUGAUAACAUACUUGAACUGUAAUACAGACAACAGAGCUGUCACGGUGCUCACACAGUUCUUAAAAGCCACAUGUGUUUACGGACUUCCAUCCAGAGUGCGGUCAGAUCAUGGUGGAGAAAAUACACAAGUGGCAUUGUUCAUGAAUCUUGUUCAUGGUGUAGAGCACAGAAGCCACAUCACAGGGGAAUCUGUGCACAAUCAGAGGAUCGAGCGUCUUUGGAGGGAUGUUUUCCUGCAUGUUUUGCACUGUUUCUACAAUGAAUUCUACAGCCUUGAAGACAGUGGCAGUCUAGAUCCUGAAAAUGACAUUCACAAGGUUUCUCUUCAGCUUGUGUACUUACCUGAAAUACAAACUAGACUGAGCAGGUUUCAUGAAGCAUGGAAUCAUCACCGUCUAAGGACAGAAAAUAACCGAACACCCUCUCAGAUCUGGACAGAUGGGAUGCUGACAAACAUGGGAGUAGAUAGCACCUCUAUCAACCAUGUAUUUGGUGAUGAUCCAUUCAGAGAGCACAAUAUAGAGGCACUUCUGGCCCAACAUGGAAUUCACAGCUUCCCGCUUGAAUUGGAUGACCAGUUCCCUGCUGUUAAUGUCCAACAACCCAGUGUUGACCUUAGCCAGGAGCAACAGGAAGAUGUUUUGAGAGCCAUAGAAGGCAUUGCAGACUUGAAAUUGAAAUAUCAAAUGUGCUGCAAUGAAAUUUCCCAACGACUGUCACUGACUGAAUGA